Messenger RNA from Penaeus monodon (black tiger shrimp), 1600 nucleotides. RefSeq names its product riboflavin kinase-like (gene Rfk). The coding region runs from base 64 to 648 and encodes 194 amino acids. Gene Ontology annotation, molecular function: riboflavin kinase activity. The record is from RefSeq and is a predicted model, not a curated record. Gene Ontology annotation, biological process: FMN biosynthetic process; riboflavin biosynthetic process. Gene Ontology annotation, cellular component: mitochondrion. NCBI's taxonomy places the organism in Eukaryota, Metazoa, Arthropoda, Malacostraca, Decapoda, Penaeidae. The transcript is spliced from 4 exons.
AGCAACUGUGUCGGAUGAGCCGUGAGCCUCGGUGCAGACGACAGCCUUCAGCUCAGUAUCGCCAUGGCUGCCUUGAGGAGAGGUCUACCGCACUUCGCUGUCGGGUGUGUCGUCAAAGGCUUCGGGAGAGGCUCGAAGGAACUCGGAAUUCCUACAGCCAAUUUUCCCGAGCAUGUGGUAGAGAAACUGCCAGAGGAGAUCAGCACCGGCAUCUACUUUGGGUGGGCAAAAGUCGACAACGGACCUACCCUGAAGAUGGUUAUGAGCAUCGGAUGGAACCCUUACUAUAACAACAAAAAGAAAUCAAUGGAAAUUUACAUCUUCCAGGAAACACACAUCAUGCAUGUCUUCGAGAACGACUUCUAUGGAUCUGAGCUGAAAGUGGUCAUGCUGGGAUAUAUUCGCCCAGAAGAAAAUUAUAAUUCUCUCGAUGAACUAAUAAAAGCAAUCAAAAAUGACAUAGCUGAAGCAGACAGACAGCUCUCUCUUCCAGAACAUUUAGUGUACAAGGACCAUGCCUUUUUCACAGGGAAGUCAGUCCCACAAACUAAUGGAUCUAUAAGUAAUGGAAUUAUUGCCAAUGGAAAAGUGAAUGGGCAUGGAGAAACAGAAAAUCAGGUCAACGGUAACUGCAAUCACACUGGCUGAAAAUCUCAUAUUUCCUGGGCCAGAAUGCCAACUUCCCGAGCCAUGCCAAAUUACUUCAGCUAGGGUUUGGUUUAUUAUAUGCUUUAUUUUGAAUUUACUGGAGUAAAUAUUGACUGUAUAAAGUUAAUAAUAUCAAGUUGCAUAUUUAAGAAUUUAAAAGGUUUAUGUAUUUUAGUGUUUUUACUUUGUGGAAUAGUUUGGUCUUUAAGCUCAAAACCACUUGAUCUGAUUGACUUAUUAUGAAGACAUGAAAGGAGUGUUGAUAAAAGGAGAUAUUUUAUCACUUUUGUAUUCUAUCUUGUUACUUUCAUUCCCUUUGCUUUGUACAAGUUUUCUUUUAUAAUUAAUUUUGCUGGUAAAUUUUAAUUGGUUUUAAAUUCGAAAAUAAUUUUGAAUAAUAGUUUACAUAUAUUAUCAUGACAUUAACAGUAUUAUUUUCUUAAUGAAAGGGAGUAGGGCAACUUGAUUGUUUACUUUGUCUCCUUUUCCUAUUAUUUAUUAUUUCUUUUGAGCUUUAUGAAAGACUUACCAUUCUGAAGUCUUGUAAUUUUUCUGUGAUUAGUCUGGCCCAGAAUCAGAACACAGUAGUAAUAGCAUUAAGAAGUGUAUGUUUUGAUAUGAUAAAGGAUUUGAUGUAAAGUUCAGUAUAUAAGAAGUGAUAAUAACAGUUAUAAUGCAUAUGUGAUAACCUGGAAAGGUAUUAUGCACACUACUCUUGAGUGGGCUUUUAUAUCAGGAUCAUUAAAUUGUCCUUUAAACUCACUUGCACUAACAGUCAGCUUUUGGAAUUUAUUAAUCAUAUUUGAAUAUAUUUUUCCCACAUUUAUUGCUUGGUGAUAAGCAGGAAAAGUCAGGUGACUCCAUUGAGUGAAGGGUCAGUGGUAUUAUUGUUCUAUACACAAAGUUGCAUGCAGCCAGCAGUCUCACCCAAAGGAACCUUUUUUUUUUUUUU